Messenger RNA from Nerophis lumbriciformis (worm pipefish), 3312 nucleotides. RefSeq names its product RAB11 family interacting protein 4 (class II) b (gene rab11fip4b). The record is from RefSeq and is a predicted model, not a curated record. Gene Ontology annotation, biological process: regulation of cytokinesis; endocytic recycling. Lineage: Eukaryota; Metazoa; Chordata; Actinopteri; Syngnathiformes; Syngnathidae. Gene Ontology annotation, cellular component: cleavage furrow; endocytic vesicle; recycling endosome membrane.
GACUGUACAAGGCCUGGAGCAGAACAGCUGAAGGACAACAUGGCGCCAUGGUUAACCACGCCACCUGGGCAAUCCACCGAUAAGACCGGAGGAGGCAAGGAGGGAAUGGCUGACGUUGGGGAAAGACCUGCAGGGGUGAGGCCCUGCCUCUAGUGACUGCACGUCACUGGAACCAACGCAGUCACGGGGAGAACAUACAAACUCCACACAGAAAGAUCCCGAGCCCGGGAUUGAACCCAAGACUACUCAGGACCUUCGUAUUGUGACCCCAAAAAGGACAAGCGGUACAAAAUGGAUGGAUGGCAUAGGAGGGUUUGUCUUGAACUGGGUUUUGUUGGCGUCCUGAAAAAGAAAAGUGGAGCACAAUUCAUUACAGCCCUAUAUGAUUCUGCUGGUAAUAACUUAAGGGAGCACCUGUUCGUGUGUCGGCUGUUAGCUAACACCAAGGACCGAUUGUGAGUCGCCUUCACCGGGAGAGAGUGAAUGACUUCGGUGGAUGAAGGUCUGUCUGGAGCAAAGAGGGGGGCCGCCGACUGUGGACCUCCCUCUAUAGGAAGUGAUCACAGCCAGGAGGAGCAGCUACCGAUCAUCAUGUGUACACAGGCCUAUCCUGACACAGGCCAUAAGAGCCCACUGUUUGCUGGAGACGUGGAGGAGGACGAAGGCAAGGAGAGAGACUCGGAUAGAGACAGUGCUGUGGAGAGCACCCAAGGCUCUGACACUUCAGAGGGGCUAACCAGACUGGGGGACAAGGAAGAUAUCUUGGGUGAUCUUUUCUUCACCUCUGACAAUACCGUCAGGACAAGCGGCACCAGCAACUCCGUCACUUCUGACCUGUCGACACGUUCCUCGGCUUCUCUGAACGAGGAGCAGUUUGAGGACUACGGUGACUACGCUCCCAGCAGCCCCUAUCCGGACGACGAGAACCGUACCAACGGAUACUCUGAUCAUGGAUCAUCUGUGCCAUCGAGUGCGGGCCAGACACCUCGUAAGGUGCGAGAACAGUACCCCGCGGAGAUGAUGGACCUCUACUGUUGUCAGUGCAGCAAAAAGGUCAACAUGCUCAGUGACCUCGAGGCUCGUCUCAAAAACCUCAAGGUUAACAGCCCCAGCAGGAAAAUCUCCAGCACAGCAUUUGGAAGGCAGUUGCUCCAUAACAGCAACUUGAGUAGCAGCAACGGCAGCACGGAGGACCUUUUCCGAGAUAGCAUUGACUCAUGUGACAUCGACAUCAAUGAGAAGGUAUCGUCUUUGGAAAGGAAGGUUGCAGAACUGGAGAAUGAAAUUUUAAUCAACGAUGAUCUCAAGUCCAAGUUGAAGCAAGACAACACACAUUUAGUACACAGGGUUAAUGAGCUUGAGGAACAGCUAAAAGACCAGGAGACACGGGAGGACCAAAAUCUGCAAGGGGAGCUGAGACGACAUCGAGAGACCUUCAGCAAGAUGGAGAGAGACAAAACUACACAGAUUGAGCUGCUCAACAGCCGAGUUAAGCAGCUGGAGGAUGAGAAAAAUGAGAUGCAUGUUAACAUGAGCCGACUGAAGACGCAGACAGAGAAACUGGAUGAGGAGAAGCAAAGGAUGACUGAUAAGCUUGAGGACACCAGCUUGCGCCUGAAAGAUGAAAUGGACCUGUACCGAAAAAUGAUGGACAAACUGAGACAAAACAGGCAGCAGUUCCAGGAAGAGAAACAAGCCAUGCAGGAGCUGAUGGAGGACUUGCGGCGAGAGUUGGAGCACUUGCAGCUCUUCAAACUGGAGGCCGAGAGGCCCGGACGCAGUCGGAGCUCAUCUUCUAGUCUUGCCGACUACAACAACAGGACCAGGGAGAUGGAGCUGGAGUACGAGGUCAAGAGGCUCAAGCAGGACUUUCUUCCCCCUGAAUUCCAGCAGCUUGGGUUGUCUGGGGCUUUGCUCCGUCCCGGUCUGAUGGAGAACCACAGGCUGAAGGAGCAGAACGAUGAGCUGAACGGCCAGAUUCUCAGCCUGAGCUUGUACGAAGCCAAGAAUUUGUUCGCCACGCAGACCAAAGCCCAGUCUCUGGCUGCCGAGAUAGACAACGCCUCCAGAGACCAGUUAAUGGAAGCCCUGAAGGAGCAGGAGGAGAUCAACAUGCGCCUGCGACAGUACAUGGACAAAAUCAUCCUCGCCAUCAUCGAUCACAACCCUUCCAUUUUGGAAAUCAAGGCCGAGCCGCAGCGGUUUUGAGUCUGCCCAGAAGUGAGGGGAGCUUGAUUAGAACACUGGAACAUCUCCCCCUGCUGUUUGUGGUUUGGAAAACAGCCCUAAAGGGAGUGUCACCUUUUUGUGCUCGUGCUUUACACGCUUUGGGACUGGAAACGCGACACUCGACACGUGCACACUGGCGGGAAAAACUGGAAGAGCUUAUCCCAGAGGGUGCUGUGAUAGCAGUUGAGAGACAUUAUAGCCUGGUGUAGGCAAACACUGAGAUGCUUGGCAACGAGAACAGCAACCUAACCACAACGCUUUGUGCCAGUCUUAACACUACUCUACCACUCAUGCACUUGGAACCGACAUGUUUGAAAAGCGGGUUGAGAAAAGUCGACAAAGUGUUCAGAGAGAGAGAGAGAGAGACUAUGGCUCAUGCACGCUAUUUGGAGGUGGGUUUUGGUGAAGUUGCUCCUUGCAAAUUAAGCUAAUACAUCACUUUACUCCUAAAAACAUGUCUUCCAUUAACUUUGCAGUGACAGUGUCACUGUUCAGGUUUAGUCAUGCGUCACUUUAGGGAGGGGACACCGCAGCCAAGGAGUGUCUCUAAACUCACUUAUGAUGCUUGAAAGGUGUCACUUCUGUCAGCAAUAAUAAUAAGUGCAACUAUGUUGCACAUAAGUUAUGAAACAAAUGUACAGGAAGUAAUAUCUGCUCCUGUGUGUGCAUACAUGGAAGGAACCUCUUUUUGUUGGUACUAAAGACAACAUUAGCAAGCAAAUGACCCUGUGAUACUUUCCAAUAACAUGAAUGUACAUCUUGAUAUUUCACUUCAAUAUGCUGUAUUAUGUAAUUAACUGGAACCUGAGUUUUGCUUUCUUGCACAAAACCUUUUGUUUCCCUUUUGCAUGGCUCAUAUUUCUCUGUCUGUGCCUUGGGAGGACAAUUUCAGGCGGCUCUUGUAAGAUCCAUUGAUUAUGAAGGUACAUUGUAUGUCUUAAUCAUGUUUCUGGACUUGUACAUAUUGUAUUUACACAGUGAUCAUUUGUAAACAUGUUCAGGUUGGAUUCUAUUUUCUACAAAGUUAUUAGGAAAAGAACAAGAAAUGGCUUAAGUGUCCAAAAAUAGACAACUAGCACACUG